Messenger RNA from Phodopus roborovskii (desert hamster), 1997 nucleotides. It is a transcript of the gene Rnf8, whose product is annotated as ring finger protein 8. Gene Ontology annotation, molecular function: ubiquitin protein ligase activity; histone binding; metal ion binding. Gene Ontology annotation, biological process: protein K48-linked ubiquitination; double-strand break repair; ubiquitin-dependent protein catabolic process. NCBI's taxonomy places the organism in Eukaryota, Metazoa, Chordata, Mammalia, Rodentia, Cricetidae. Bases 119 to 1582 code for a protein of 487 amino acids. The transcript has 9 exons. The record is from RefSeq and is a predicted model, not a curated record. Gene Ontology annotation, cellular component: cytosol; ubiquitin ligase complex; nucleus.
CGAUUGCUUCGGUCUGUUCUUUAGUUAUGGUGCGGGACAGGACCCAGGAAGAAGGCUGGAACCGGGGCUGGAGUUUGGCUGGUUGCUGAACGCUGGCUGUCCCAGUGCCGAACGGGCUAUGGGAGAGCCCGAUCCCCUGGGCUCGGGGCAGCUCGCGGCCGGCCGGAGCUGGUGCUUGCGGCGGCUGGGGAUGGACCGCGAGUGGUUGCAGCUGGAGGCUGCGAGUGAGGUGACUAUAGGACGAGGAUUUGGUGUCACCUACCAGCUGAUGUCAAAGGUAUGCCCUCUGAUGAUUUCCCGGAACCACUGUGUCUUGAAGCAGAACCCUGAGGGACAGUGGACUAUCAUGGACAACAAGAGUCUGAAUGGUGUUUGGCUGAACAAAGAGCGUCUGGCACCAUUACAGGUUUAUUGCAUCCAAAAGGGAGACCAUAUCCAGCUUGGAGUGCCGCUGGAAAAUAAGGAGAAUGCAGAGUAUGAAUACGAAGUUAUUGAAGAAGACUGGGAGAGGCUGUCUCCCUGCCUUGCCCUAAAGAAUGACCAGACAGGGGGGAAAAACAAAGACUUGAAAACUAAAAGGAAGUUCAGUUUGGAUGGAGUAGAGAGUCCUGCAGCUGAAGGCCCCUCGGAUCUCAAUUGCAAAGUAACUUCAGUCUCUUGUGAAGCUGUUGAGCCAGUGAGGUUAUGUGGGAAAGGUGAAGCAGCAAGCCAGCCCUUGGGAUGUUUGUGUCCUAAGUUGACUUCUCUUGAGGCAAGUGACAAGACCACCGGGACUCAUGCUUGCCCUACUCUUCCAAAGGUCAUGGAAUGCUACCCUAAGAAGCAGAAGGCUUCCAACCCCUCAGCAUCUCAGAGCAGCUUAGAGCUGUUUAGGGUGAACAUGUCCAGGAUUCUGAGGCUGAAAGCCCAGAUGCAUGAGAAGCAGAUGGCUGUCCUGAAUGUGAGGAGGCAGACCCGAAAGGGGAGCUCGAAGAAGAUCUUGAGGAUGGAGAAGGAGCUGCAAGAUUUACAGUCACAGCUGUGUGCAGAGCAGGCUCAGCAGCAAGCCCGGGUGGAGCAGCUGGAGAAGACUUUCCAGGAGGAGGAGCAUCAUCUCCAGGGUUUGGAGAAAGAGCAAGGAGAAGAGGACCUGAAGCAACAGCUGGUCCAGGCUCUGCAGGAGCAUCGGGCUCUAAUGGAAGAGCUAAAUCGCAGCAAGAAGGACUUUGAGAAAAUCAUUCAAGCCAAGAACAAAGAAUUGGAGCAGACCAAGGAAGAAAAGGAGAAGGUGCAAGCACAGAAGGAGGAGGUUCUCAGCCACGUGAAUGACGUGCUGGAGAACGAGCUGCAGUGCAUCAUCUGCUCCGAGUACUUCAUCGAAGCGGUCACCCUGAACUGCGCCCACAGUUUCUGCUCCUUCUGUAUCAGUGAGUGGAUGAAACGGAAGCUAGAGUGUCCCAUUUGUCGAAAGGAUAUUGAGUCCAGAACCCACUCCCUGGUUCUGGACAAUUGCGUUAAUAAGAUGGUGGAUAAUCUGAGCUCAGAGGUGAAAGAACGACGAAAUAACCUCCUCAGGGAGCGGAAAGCAAAGAGACUGUCGUGAAGGUCAUGCUCCAAGGACAUGGGAGAGACACUAGGGGGAUGAUGGCGCCUUGGAGUGGUCUAGAGGAUUCCCUGGAUUCCCUUAGGCAGCUCUGGACAUCACCUGGGAAGCCAUGUGCUUCCCAGAGACUGAGUGGGAAGCCUGUGUCACAGGCCUUCUGUUGUGCCGGCCCUCCUGACACCAUCCGUCUAAAGUUAUCACUGGAACUCCGCGCUGACUGCUUCACUACGUGAUGAAUGAGUUGAGUUCUCUCGUUUCUUAAUUUGUUGGUUAUUUUUGAUACCUCAUGCUCCCCUGUUGAUGUCAUCUUGGACUGCCCUGAAGGUGGCUUGCAUUUUGAGUCUGCUUUACCUUUUCUUUGUGAAAACAAGAUGUCAUUUCUUAGAAAUAAAAUGUAAAAGCCACCAUUUGCUCA